Messenger RNA from Cladocopium goreaui, 2892 nucleotides. The record is from the annotation of a GenBank genome assembly. NCBI's taxonomy places the organism in Eukaryota, Dinophyceae, Suessiales, Symbiodiniaceae.
AUGCAGUGCCAUGCAGUGCCAUGCAGUGGUAGGUUGAGUUUCCAAUGGCCAGCCGGCUGCAAACGCUGUGCAGUUCUUUUGGCUUUGAACAUCAUCGCCUUGAACAUCGUCGUCAUCGUGUUCCAAAGGCCCUUUUUAUGUCAACAACUCUCAGCUAAGAGCCCAGGAUGGACAGGAAGGACGAUAAAUCGAACGAACCCAGUGAGCCGAGUGAGUCAACUUGAAAACGUUUCUGAUACUGUCACCGUACGAUCGGUCAACCCUGUUGAUUCCGAGAAGCGAUACUUCCAGUCUUGUUUACCACAGUAUUUCUUGGAUCAUUUGACUAAAGAGUUCUACAAUCUUGCGGUUCGGCGGAGGGAUGGCCUGGAUGUUUUUCUGGAGACCUACAUCUCCCUGUGGCCCACUGAUGGCCUAGUGAUGUUUGACAUCGGUGCAGGCUGCUACGCCAGUGGCUCAGACUCUGAUUCAACACUGGCCAUCAAGUUCGCCAAGCACUUCGGCUGCGCCAAGAAUCGAUUUUUCGCCUUUGAACCACAACCAGAUGUGUUCAUGAAAACCAUGCAAUGCUUGAACAAGGAGUUGUUUCCGGAUCGCUUUUGCGUCGCUUUGGAAAAUGCAGCAUUCUCAAACGUGACCUCACGUCUCCAACUGGCAGGGAAGGCCAAUGUCGCCUCUCUGACGGGACACCUAGCUGAGUCCGGUCAUAAGAAACAUCCGGCGAAAGCGGAUCGGCCCUAUGCAGAAAGUAUGCAAGUGAUGGCCUGGGAUGUGGCCACCUAUGCUCGCUUGCAUAACCUGGCAAAGAUUGAUCUGCUGAAGAUUGACACAGAGGGACAUGAUUUCACAGUGGUGCAGGGUGCAUUGAGCAUGCUACGAGCCAAAGAGAUCAUGGUGGUGGUCAUGGAAGUGAGUGACAAGAUGAAUCCAGAUUUCUGGGGAGCUAGCUACCAAGGAGGAAAGCCUGUCUUCCACAGCAAGCACAUCGCAGAGCCCAACGUGAAAUCUGUGUGGCAAUUUAUGCUGAAUUUAAAUUACUUUGGUUUUUGGCUUGCAACCAAACGACUGGUGCCGCUUUCAGGGGCCUGCUGGGAUGAUCGUAUGGAAAUCUGCGGCGAUCCGCACGGAUACCUGAACAGCGGCAUUUGCUGGUUCGACAUUAUCUUCAUUCUGAACCAGGGCUAUGGGGCCGAAGAAGCGUUGAAACGUGCCGAAGAGAAGGCGGCCCGCGACGCCCAACGACGCGCUGAGAAGGAGCGCCAGGCAGAGUUGAAGGCCGAAGAGGAGCUGCGCCUCAGCGAGCAGCGGCAAAAAAUCAAGGCCGAGAAGGCGGCGGCCAAGGCGCGGAAAGUGGCGGAGCAAAAGGAGGAUGCGGAGCGCCGCAGAGAGGAGCGUGAAGCCGCAGCCAAAGAGCGGGAGGCUGAGAAAGCUCGGGAGGAACAGGAGACGGAAGCCCUUCGAGUCCAAGAACGUUUGGCGGAACAGGAGCGACUCCGAAAGGAGGAGGAAGCUGCGAAAGAGGUCGAGCGGCAGCGCCGCGCUGCGGCGCGCAAGGAGGAGGAGGAACGACAGAAACGCAUGGCCGAAGCAGCUGCAAAGGCACAGGCCGUUGCACCAAAAGAAGAGGAGUCGGACGCCGAAUCCUCGGGAUCCGACCUUCCCUUGGGCUUCAAUAGACUGGAGAAGAUUUCGGUGAAAAGUGGAGACAAGGGAUUGGGAGUCUUUGCACUGGAAGAGGUGCCUGAAGGAGAAAUGGUUUGCAGCAUUCCUGGUCCCGCCCUUCUGAGCGAUGGCUCUGGCUCCGGUUCCAGCACCGCGGACCUGGCGCGGCGGCUGCUGCUGGAACGAGAAAAGGGCAGCGGCUCAGAGUUCGAGCCGUACAUCAGUGUGCUACCCAAGGAGCUUCCCAAGAGUCACCCGCUGAUGUGGCCCCAUGACAUUUCUGUCCAGCAGCUGCUGGCCGGCAGCGUGCAUGGAAAGGCCGUUGCAGAAGAUCUACUGACUGAAGGCAAGGCGAAUCUGCAGCAGCUGAUGUCCGAAGGCUUCAGCGAAGACAUGUCCAGGUGGGCGCUGGUCAUCGUAGACACCCGCGCCUUCACCUUUCAGUCCGGGACGGCCCAGGAACGCUUGGCGCUGGUACCUCUCCUGGACCUUUUCAAUCACCGCACCGACGCACAGCUGUGGCAGUGCUCCUUCGAACCCGACGGGCCGGUGGAGGAUGGCGCCCUGCUAGUGGCAGAACGGCCCAUCCGGGCGAGGGAGGAGAUUUUUCAUCUUUAUAACGCCAAUUCCAGCGCCAUGCUGUGGAUGGUCUAUGGCUUUUUAGAGGAGUCCGAAAACCUCUUUGAAUCCGCGGGCAUCGAAGUCGAUUUGCGGUUUCCAACUUCUGACGGUCCAGAGCUGUGUGCAGCCAAAGAGUCAGCUGUGAAGGAUUAUUUGGACGACCUCAAUGAGAUCCACAUCCUGGAGCUGCCCCGAGACGCAGAGGCGGGUGGAGAGAUGAUGCCCUUGGCGCGGCUCUUGGCGAGUACCACCCCAGCGGAGCUCCAACGUGCCGUUGCCACCAACGGCGCCGAUGUCUGGAGUUCGCCGUCCAGAGAGGAUUUGGUGUUGGAACUGAAGGCACGAGCUUUGGUGAUCCAGUGGCUGUCGAAGGCCUUGGUCGUCUCAGACGCCGCGGCCGAGGGAAAGGCACCGGCGGUGAGCGCGGAAGGGCAGCAGCUGUGGAGGUCCGCAAAGCGUCUUCUCGAGUUGGAACGACCCGUGCUGCAGUUAGAGUUGGAUGCCUCUCAGAGGUUCGUGGCUGAUGGCGCAGCCGCCUUAGCUGACGACUUCAGGGCCUUUGUAGAAGCGCAGUGGUGUCGCGAGGGAGGAUGGAUGGGUGCAGGAUGA